AUGGAGCUGCGUGUAGAGUCUGCCGAUGGCCAUACCUUGCCUAAGAAUUGCUUCAUUGGCGUUCGUGUGGGAGAUGUUCUGAAGCAAGGGAGGUACGAGCCGCAACGCUGCUACAACUUUCCACAAUUGGAUCGUAGACGGAAUGCCAAAGUUGACAUUUAUCAGCACGUUGGUACCUGCAUGGUGGCAGUGGAUCCGGACACCAAAGCCGUACACGAGCCUUGGAUUUCUCAUGCAAUUAUAUAG
Molecule: messenger RNA, 246 nt
Organism: Durusdinium trenchii
Lineage: Eukaryota; Dinophyceae; Suessiales; Symbiodiniaceae
Source: the annotation of a GenBank genome assembly